GAGAGAAAGAAAGACGACAACAGCAAGAGGAGAGAAAGAUCAUGUUUGAGAGUGAUCAAGAAGAAGAAAAUAUAUGGAAACAGAAGCAAAUUGACAUGGAGGAGGGAAGAGAGAGGGAGAACAAGAGACAGAGAGAGAUAGAAGAGAUACACAGACGACAACAACAAGAGGAGAGACAGAAACAAAAGGAGAAGGAGAAAGAAAGGGAGAAAGACAAUGACAAUCAGAGAGAGAUGGAAUUAAAAGAUCAGCAACAGAAAGAGAUGGAGAAAGAAAAGAUGAUUAUGAGAGAAAGGGAGGAAGCAGGAAGAAGAAAGGAAGGGCAGAAAAAUAUUUUGGGGGAAAUUGAGGGACAGAAUGAACUGGAGAUAGAACAGGAGAGAGAGAUGGAAGAAAAGCAGGAAGUGAUUAAGGAAGCAGAGGAAGAGUACAGGGAAAGAGAAGAGAGAGGAAAGGAAGUAAGCAUGAAGAAACAUGUAGUAGUUAAUGUUAAAGCAAAAGCACGGGAAGUCUUCAAUAGGCGUAAAGAGAGGAGGUUAGAAGUGUUGAAGGGGGAGCGAGAACACAUAGAAAGAGGACAACAAAUCAGGAGGGAGAAGGAGGAAAGACGGCUGGAGAUGGAAAGAAAACAGGAGAGGGCAAGACAACAAGAGGAGCAGGAUAAAAAACGAGAGAUUGAAAUUGCUAGACAGAAAGAAAUGUUGAGACUAAGAGAGGAGGAGAGGCAGAGAGAGGAAGAGAGAGAGGAGGAGAGAAAGAAAGCCAUUAAAUGCCUUUUAUCUUUAAUCAGAGAGAGAGAAAAAAUAAUACAGGCAAAAAAAAGAGAGGAGAUGGUGGAAGAGGAAAGAAGGGAGAUCCUUGAGUACAAGAGGGGUGACUUAGAGGAGGAGGAAAAAGAAGAUGACAAGGAGGACAUUCUCCCACCCGAUAAAAGUAUCCGAAGGAGAGCCGUGGGCUGGGUGAAUAAAAAAUGGGAGAAGAGGAACCUCAGAAAGAUAGAGAGAACGUAUCAGAGAGAGGCUGAGGAGGGCCAUAAGAUCGUCCACAUAGCCAUCCCUGGACACACAAGGCUAACAUCCACCAUGACCCGGGCAGAGAGAGAGAGGGAGAAGAGGAAGGAGCUGCUGAAGGCUGAGGAGAGAAGGAAGAAGAUGGAGGAUUUCAAUAAGCAGUGGAGAGAGCGGUCCCUGCUUAAAAAACAGACUCAUCAACAACUGAAGGAGGAGAGGGAGAGGAUGAAGGAAAACUACCUGGAGCAGAUGAAUCUGGAGGCUGAUGCUCAAAUCAACACCCGGUGUCUAACCACCCAACACAGCCACGAUUACAACCACGGUCAGGAGUUGCCCGGGUGGGCCAAUGGCCAACAAGUAAGCCAAGAGCCCACUGGAUCUGCUGAUGGCCACCAGGAAAGGCCAAGGAGGCAACAGGCAUGGGCAGAGAACCAGGAGGGGAGUUCAGAGAACCAGCAGGAGGGGCCAGAGAACCAUCAGGGGGGGCCAGACAGCCAGCAGCUAGAAGCUCCAGAAGAGGCUGAAACAUCAGAGCGAAUAUCCAAGACAAAGAAAAAGCCAAGCAUCUGGAAGAAAAUUAGGAUGAGUCAACAAGUGAUGAGCCAGAUCAACCAAUCAACGUCACUGCAGCUGUUCUACCCACCACCCCCACUGCUCUUCCUCCACCACCAACCUCAUCCUCUUCUCCUGUUCAACUCAUUUGCCGCCACACUAGAAAGGACUGGACAUACAGUCGAAGUCGCAAGUUUACAUACACUUAGGUUGGAGUCAUUAAACGUUAUGAACUGAGAGAAAACAGGACCUACCUUUGUUGAUGAUCUUAUAGCCCUCCUCAGCCUCUCUCUGAUAUGUUCUCUCUGUCUUUUUGAGGUUCCUCUUCUCCCACUUCUUAGUCACCCAGGCCACAGCUCUCCUUCAGAUACUUUUAUAGGGUGGAACAAGGUCUAUGGUCUAAAAUAGAUGUGUAUAGUUGACUCCUCUGCAA
This is a messenger RNA of Oncorhynchus mykiss (rainbow trout), 1995 nucleotides long. NCBI's taxonomy places the organism in Eukaryota, Metazoa, Chordata, Actinopteri, Salmoniformes, Salmonidae. The record is from RefSeq and is a predicted model, not a curated record.